AUGGAAGGAGCAUCGCCCUCAGAGUUGCUUGACACUGUGGCAACUCUCUUGCACACAGCCGUGAGCCUGAGAUCUUUCUCAGCACUGGGAUUAAAGAGCGUGGCAGGAUCAGAGCUGCAGCUGCAGGAGCAGUUGGGACAAGCAGGCCUUCUGGGGGCAGUUGGUGGGGAUGAGGUUGCAGAGCUGUCGUCUGCUUCGCAGCCCACUCUUGAAUGCAGUCUGCAUCACCUCACAGUCGGGUGGGGCUUCAACAGCGGCUUGCUGCGCGCAGCGAUUGGUGGCAGCGAGUUUCUGACCUCUCUGACAAUCGGCUUAGGCGCCCAGAUAAAUGACGCUGACCUGGAGACUGUGUCCCUGCUGUGCCCGCACCUCCAGCGGCUGGUACUGCGAUUUGCCAUGGUGUCUGAGACUGGCGUUGGCAAGGUGGUGAGAGCGAGCCGAAGCCUGACAGUGCUGCAGCUACUGCGCUGCUCUGGGCCCUUUGGGGACGACUUGGGUGCAGCGUUUGCGAGCCGGCGGCCGCUGCUGCUGCUGAAGGAACUGCGCAUUGUGGGCGGCGCACAGCAUCUCACCGACCAAGGCCUAGCUGCAUGCCUGUCUAGGUCAGUCGCACAGCUGCAUGCUCUAGAGCUUGCGAGGUGUUCCUCUAUCACACCAGACGCCGCGUCAUCCAUCCAAUUGCACGCAGACACCCUUGAACACCUAGUGCUGGUGUAUUGCGACAUUUUCAGCUCCGCAAGAGGCAUUGAAGCUCUUCAUAUGGUCACGGCUUGCUCAGAGCUACGGACCCUGACACUGCGACACUGUGCAACACCAGCGUCCACAUUUAGACUGCCAGAACUCAAGGCGUGCAGGCUGCUCAGACAUAUCUCCCUAGACGCCUGUGACAUGGACCACUCACCUCUCAAGGCUUUCCGCAUUGCCUGGCUCCGGCUGUGGAAUGAUGCUUUGAGGUUUGUGGAAGUGCACAGCUGUGGGACGCCCAUGGCGGGGGUUGCCGGAAAAAGCUCUUUAUUUGGUGAGGACCCGGUGGGCUCUUGUCACAACACUUUGGAGAGGUAUGAUCUUGCGACCGGACAGCUGCACCGAUGGGACUGGAAGUCCCAGACAUGGGUGGUGUCUGCUUGCCUCAGCCAAGAUCUCAGAAGCUCUAUUUAAAACAAUAUGUGACCGUGCAAACUUAUUGAAUG
This is a messenger RNA of Coccomyxa subellipsoidea C-169, 1190 nucleotides long. RefSeq lists its product as hypothetical. The transcript has 7 exons. Bases 1 to 1158 code for a protein of 385 amino acids. Gene Ontology annotation, cellular component: SCF ubiquitin ligase complex. The record is from RefSeq and is a predicted model, not a curated record. Lineage: Eukaryota; Viridiplantae; Chlorophyta; Trebouxiophyceae; Coccomyxaceae. Gene Ontology annotation, biological process: SCF-dependent proteasomal ubiquitin-dependent protein catabolic process.